Molecule: messenger RNA, 3161 nt
Organism: Xiphophorus hellerii (green swordtail)
Lineage: Eukaryota; Metazoa; Chordata; Actinopteri; Cyprinodontiformes; Poeciliidae
Gene: rtn1a
Product: reticulon 1a
Exons: 9
Coding region: 289-2376 (695 amino acids)
Biological process (GO): endoplasmic reticulum tubular network formation; brain development; neuron differentiation
Cellular component (GO): endoplasmic reticulum membrane; neuron projection; postsynaptic density
Source: RefSeq, a predicted model, not a curated record
AUGACGUCAGCGUCGGAUCAGUGAACUAAAACAAUCAACCUCACUCCCCUGCUCCUGUUCCCAAACCGACCGCAGAGGCUCCGCUACAGAGACCCGGACUCAGCGGACCCGGGUCCAGCAGCUGCGUUGUUGUCAUCGAGCCCCGCUCCUCUCCUCUCCCCUCCAUCCAUCCAUCCAUCCCCCCUUCCUCCUCCGCAGCUCGGAUUGUCGGCGCGACCAUCCGGCACCGAUACAUCCAGCACCGACAGGAGCGGGAACGGCACCGUCUGUCCGACCAGAGGAACCAGCAUGUCAGCUGCUCAGCCCGGCGAGGAGCUCGGCUCGGACGGGAGGUGGUUCGGGGACGACAGUGAGCCGAACGGCCUGUUCGGAAACACGGCGGCCAGGUUCGGGGAGCCGAGAGGCGGCGUCGACGCGACGGCCGACCUGGAUCACCAACAAUUUCAUCCUUUCCAGGAGGACGGGAAAAGGCCUUCCGUUGCUAUGGAAACUGCAUCUACAGGUGAUCCUAUGUCUGGCCUGUUUAGGAAACCCAUGAAUGACGACGGCGACGUGUACACCUCGCUGAUGUCCAAUCAGGCCUCCUACCUACCGGACGACCUGAAGCCCUCCAACGCCCUGGGCGACUUCACCGGCGACGCCUACAGCUUCACCUCCAAAACCAAAACCGCUUCCAAUUUACCCGACGACACCCCGAAGGCCCUGCUGGGCUCCGACAAGACGGAAUCCUACAACUACAUGGAUAUCAGCCAUGGGGAGGAGCGCCAAGGCAGCCGGGCCUCCGCUGAUCUCGACCUGGUGGGGAGGUACAUCGAUAACAACCCCGAAGGAGACGAGGAAGAUGAGGAGGAGGAGAACCUGGGUCCGGCGCUCGGCUCCCACUCCUUCCCCUACGUGGAGGAUCCGUCUGAUGAGGAGCUGAACGACUACCGCUCCUACCGGAACCUGGGCGGCACCCCGCAGACGGCCAGCCCGGUGAAGAUCACCCUGACCGGGUCGUCUAAAGCCGAGCCGCAGCAGCUGCCCCCGUCGGUCGGUGUGUCGGAGCGUGAAAACGUCCUGAGCGUGGGUCAGCAGGGCGUUCCCACGGUAACCCUGUCUGAGCCAGAGGACGACAGCCCCGCCUCCACGCCCAACGCUUCACCAACAAGGAAACAGUUUUCAUCUGAUGACAUGUUCAAGGUUGAAUCCGGAAAGCCUGCAGCUUCCAGAAACAACGCGGGCCCAAAACCCAGGAGCCGGGAUCACGAGGGCAGCAGCGCCGAGUCCGGAGACUCGGAGAUCGAGCUGGUCUCCGAAGAGCCUCCUAAGCUGCGCAGCAACCCAUUUACUGAGGCUCCGAAGAACAAGGCGACCAGCAACCCCUUCGACAACGCCCCGGUGGCCAAGGCCGGGCCGGGCCUCGCUGCCGGGCCUGCAGCCUACAGCAUCCUGAGGGAGGAGCGGGAAGCAGAGCUCGACAGCGACCUAAUCAUCGAGUCCGCCUCCGAGGAAAGCCCCAAGAGAGAGCAGGGCAUCGGCGGCCCCAAGCAGGGAGCCACCUCUCCGUCCCCUCUGGUCUACGCCGCCAGCCCUCCCCGCAGUCACCCUGAGGUGGCGCCGGUCCAGCCGCCGGCCGCCGAAAAGGCCAAGAGCCCCGUCAGAGCAGAGGAGGAUCCUCCCAGCAAGCCGAAGCCUCCGACCGCCACUGUGCCUCCGGAGGUGAGAUCAGAAAAGCCCCAGCAGGGCGACUUGCCGCCCCAGCAGGGCAAAGGAGAGCUGGGGAAAGCUGCUGUCGCCGCGCUGCUGCAGGGAUUCAGCAAGCAGAAAGCAAUCGACCUCCUCUACUGGAGGAACGUGAAGCAGUCCGGCGCCGUGUUCAGCAGCGUCCUGCUGCUCCUGUUCUCCCUGACCCAGUUCAGCGUGGUCAGUGUCGGAGCCUACCUGGCUCUGGCGGCGCUCUCCGCCUCCAUCAGCUUCAGGAUCUACAAGUCUGUGCUGCAGGCUGUGCAGAAGACCGAUGAGGGGCAUCCGUUCAAGGCUUAUCUGGAGAUGGAGAUCGCUCUGUCUCAGGACCAGAUCAGUAAGUACGCCGAUAAGAUCCUGCUGUACAGCAACACCUGCAUGAAGGAGCUCCGCAGGCUGUUCCUCGUUCAGGAUCUGGUGGAUUCUUUGAAGUUUGCAGUUCUGAUGUGGCUGCUGACCUAUGUGGGUGCACUCUUCAAUGGCCUGACACUGCUCAUCCUAGCUGUGGUGUCCAUGUUCACUUUGCCUGUGGUUUAUGAAAAACAUCAGGCGCAGAUUGAUCAAUACGUGGGACUAAUACGGACCCAGGUCAACUCUGUGGUGGGGAAGAUCCAGGCGAAGAUCCCCGGGGCCAAGAGGAAGGAGGAGUAAUCCUGUCCGUGUCACCUUGAAGCUGACGGUCCGGUCCAGCUCUGAGUCGGGCUCCCGGCUGAAGGGCCCGAUCAUCAUCUGUGGGGCGUAGUGCUUUGUCAUCUUGGUGUUCUCUAAAGCAUCCACUGGAGAAGCCUUCACCCUGUCUAUAGCAGUCCAACACUAACACACAGUCACAGUACGUGUAUAAUCCUGCUUCUAGGUAGACAACUACACAACUCAAAGACAAAAAAGAAACUGUUUGUGUUGCUUAUUAUGAAGUGCAUGAAGUCGAGCCUUGGGUAAAUAAUAUUUGAUAUCUUUUGUGCAGUUUUGAAAUCACGCUACAUUUUUGCUUUGCAGUGUUUAACCACAACUUGUAAUGGUUUGGCCCCAAGAGGCUGAAAGCCCACAGACUUCCUCCGCUGCCAGUGUUAAAUACUGCUUCAUGUCUCUGAGUUAGCAGUCGGGGCUUUUCUCAGUACGUCAAUAUAAUAUAUAAAUAAUAAUAAUUUCCUUUCGGUGUUUCCAAGCACAAGAUAAUUUACGAUAUGCGUGUUAGAUGUGGUAAUCGUAGGGGUUUUGCUCUUUGUAAUAAUCAUAAGGAACAACACACGCGCUCACAUUAGGUACUGUUGUACAAGUAUGAAGACAAGGUGAUAUUAAGCUUGUUUGAAUAACUGUCCAACUUUGUAUUUCGUUUAGCUAUACUCUGUAGUUCUUUAGACCCUGGACUCUAACUAUUUGCACUUACAGUAUGUAUUUAAUUACAGGAAUAAUGAACAAAUAAAUGUACCUUGAUGUAA